Messenger RNA from Centruroides sculpturatus (bark scorpion), 693 nucleotides. It is a transcript of the gene PIG-F, whose product is annotated as phosphatidylinositol-glycan biosynthesis class F protein-like. NCBI's taxonomy places the organism in Eukaryota, Metazoa, Arthropoda, Arachnida, Scorpiones, Buthidae. The record is from RefSeq and is a predicted model, not a curated record. Gene Ontology annotation, cellular component: endoplasmic reticulum membrane. Bases 13 to 444 code for a protein of 143 amino acids. Gene Ontology annotation, biological process: GPI anchor biosynthetic process. The transcript is spliced from 4 exons.
AAAAGAGGAAAGAUGGCGUCUACGUAUCGCAUGAUGAUUACCACACUCAAAACAAUUGUGUUUGUUGUUCUAAGUAUUGCUCUUUUUCAUGUGAGUGCAAUUUUAUUGGGUGCACCUGUAUUGGAAUCCUUCAGAUCUACUUUAUUCUUUAGUAUUUUAAUGACCAUCUUAACUUUUACUCCAAGUAUUUUGUUAGAUGGUAGUAUGUUGCCUGUUCUGUUGAAAAUCUUUAGCGAAGGAAGGUAUAAAAUGACACCGGAAGUUGACAUGCACGAACCCGUCAUCGGCACAAUCAUCGGAGCCUGGUGCGGCGCCUUCGUCAUCCCUCUAGACUGGGAUCGUCCCUGGCAAGAAUGGCCCAUACCUUGCAGCGUGGGUGCUGUUCUCGGUUGCUCCGUUGGUCACUUAAUUCUGGCCGGACUGACCAUGCAAAAGAUCGUCUGAAAAUAUGUACAUUUUAUUUUGAUUUGUGACGCUCAUUAGUAUAGCGCAACAAUUGAUAUACUUACUGUCUGCCGAUAUUUGAAAAGUGCAUUUGCCCAGUGAUUUUUGUUCAUUUUCCGUGCUAAAAGAAAAUUAAUGAAAAUAAUAACAAUGUGGAACCUAAUUUAAUUUAUUUAAAAAUAAUAUCCAAGACAAAUGUAUGUAUGUAUGGUGUUAUAAUAAACUCGAAACAACUUUUUCUUUGACAAA